CUCAGUCGGGCAGAAAAACACAGACAGAGAGAGAGGACGAAGAAGAGGAAGAAAGAAACAGUUGAGAAAAAACCCAAUUAAGAUUUGAUCCUCUCUCCUUCUCCAUUUAAAAAAAAAAAAAAAGGAAAAAAUAAAAAAUUUUCCUCCAUAGCUGUUGUCAGUUCAUUAUUUUAUUUUAACUUUUUUGGGGAAUCCAUUUUCACACCUUAUUUUUACGAUAAUUGACUCUUCACCCUCUAAUUUGGGUUCUCUUUCUACCAUCCACCCCCAACCUCAAACACCUCUCGUCUCCUCCGUGUCCGUGUUUUCCAUGUUUUCCUCUAUCAUUUAGUCCUUUUAUCUUCUUUAGAUCUAAAGAUUUUCAAAUUCCCUAGCCACCACCACCGCUGCCACUGCUAAGCGGCUUUGCAGAUCCAUCGCCGAUAACGUUCUAAAAUUUUGGAAAUCUAUGGAUGAUUUUCCUGGUCUUUUAGCCCGGGACUUCGGGUACAAACCCCAAGGUAAAUCCGCCCCUAUGGCUCCACCUCGCAAUAACAACACUACUACUAGCUUCUCCUCUGUCAAUUUUGGUCUUGGAUCCGGUGCUGCUCCUGUCCAUUCCCGAUCUUCCUCCGCUUCUAGCAAAUCUGCUCCUGUUUUCGAUGAUCACGAUCGUAGCCCUAGUGAUGGCUUCUUGUUCAACGAUGUCUUUGGUGGACCACCUAAGUAUACGGAAUCGCGAGGUGGCGGCGGAGGAGCAAGCGGAAGCGGAGGAACUAACUCUUCGUCUUCUACAUUUGAUUAUGACUCCAUUUUUAAGGACCAGAACGCGAAAUCGGCCUCGAUGCCGGUUUUUGAUAAGCCAGUUUAUGAUGACGAUAUUUUCGAUGGAUUGCCUGGGCUGAAGAGUGCAUCGACGGGUCCACAAUCUGCUAAGUUCGAAAAUGUGUUUGCUUCGAUCGGGACUCCUCCUUCGCCUAAGCACAAGUCCCAAAACAAUAGUUCGCCAUUUGAUGAUCUUCUGGGGACUUUAGGUAAAAAGGAGACUGAGUCCAAGAGAGAGACUGCCAAAGUGGAGAACGAUUCAGCUGUUUUUGAUGAUUUGCUUCCUGGUUUUGGUCGCAGUAGCUCCCCAAGUAUUAGCAGGUCAACAUCGGAGCCCACUCGUUCCCAGAAACCAUCUGCAAAUUCAGCCAGGACAGCCUCCAGCAUGAUGGAGGAUCCAUUUGUAGUCUUAGAGUCUAAUUCAAUCCCUGCAGCUUCAUCCUCAGGGUUGUAUGAAGAUCCAUUGGAAGAAAUUAAUAAAUUAAGUAGCUCUGGAAGCACCAAGGUUGAUAAUGCAUCAGUUAAUAGGGGAGUGUUUGAUGAUGUAGACUCUUUUGAUAAUCUUGGAAAAUCUGUUCCACCAGUUUCUCCUGGAAUAAACAGGAGAGCAAAAGAUAGAAGUCCUUUAAGAACUGGACCAAACAUGAGUGACACCUAUUCUCCUGCCAGUAAAGAACCAGUUGACAAAUAUCCUGUGGAUGAGGUUGAAGGCUAUUCACAGAAGAAGAUGCCUAAUGAUGAUUUCCAGGAAUCUCAUGAAACCUUCUUUGGAAUGCCUUCUACUACGGAUUUUCAAAGAUCUGUUGGUCAAAAUGUGUCCUCUCCUUCAUACGUGAAUGCUGUUCCUAAUGAUGCAAAUUCACCUCCAAGAUCUGAGGAAGUUUCAGACUCACCUGAUGAUAUAUGGCUUACUGUAUCUGAAGUUCCUCUUUACACACAACCUACAAGUGCUCCUCCCCCUUCUAGGCCCCCACCUCCUAGACCACCUCGGACUUCAAAUGCAAGAAAGAAGGUUAACGAAUAUUCUGUCUCAAAUUCCACCUCAUAUUCUCAAAGCCCCGUGUCAUCUCGGGCAGCAAGGAGCUCAGCAGCUUCUCAAAUGGAUGAACUUGAAGAUUUUGCUAUGGGUAGAGCGCAGAACAAUGUUAAUGAACAUGCUGAUGUUCUAUUUGGAAAUGAUGUGGAAGCAAAUGCAUCUUCUGCUGCUGCAUCUGCUGCUGCCAUGAAGGAGGCCAUGGAUAAAGCAGAGGCCAAAUUCAGGCAAAUGAGAGAGAGGGAUUAUCUAAAGACUGCCAGAAGUAGAGAAGGUGGUCAACAAGAUAAAGAUAUGCAAGAAGCUCAGCAGAGAGAAAUAAGGGAAAGGCAAGAGAGGUUGGAUCGCGAGAGACAACAAAGGGAAAGGGAGGAGGAAGAUAGAGAACAGAGGAGACUUGAGAAAGAGAGGGAGAGAGCUCGUGAAAUUGAGAGGGAAAGAGAGGAGAAAGAAAGGGAGCAGAGGAGGCUUGAGAGGGAGCGUGAGCGAGCAAGGGAGAUGGAGAGGGAAAGAGAAAAGGCAAGACAAGCAGUAGAGAGGGCAACUAGAGAGGCACGUGAAAGAGCAGCUGCUGAAGCACGCCUAAAAGCUGAAAGGGCUGCUGUAGAAAAGGCAGCUGCUGAAGCUCGAGAGAGAGCAGAAAGGGCUGCAGUUCAGAGAGCACAAGCUGAAGCCCGUGAAAGAGCAGCAGCAGAUGCAAAAGAAAGAGCAGAAAAGGCUGCUGCAGAAGCAAGGGAGAGAGCUGCUGUUUCAAGGGCUGAAGCUGAUGCUCGACAGAGAGCUGAGCGAGCUGCUGUUGAAAGGGCUGCAGCAGAAGCUCGGGAAAGGGCGGCUGCUGCAGCAAGGGCAAACCAACAAAAGAAUGAAAAUGAUCUCGAAUCAUUCUUUAGCUCCCGACCAAGUAGCGCACCAAGGCCUAGAGCUAACACAUCGGAUCCUUUCUUUGAUACCCAAACUAAGGGAGGGUCUGAAGCUGCCAGAAGGACAUCUGUGGGAGCAACAUCUAGCAUGAAGAAAGCGUCUUCAACUGCAAAUAUUGUUGAUGAUCUAUCAUCAAUUUUUGGAGCUACUGGAACAUCUGGAGAAUUCCAAGAGGUUGAAGGGGAAACCGAAGAGAGGCGAAGAGCUAGGUUGGAACGCCAUCAAAGGACUCAGGAGCGUGCGGCAAAAGCACUGGCUGAGAAGAACCAACGAGACCUUCAAGCGCAGAGGGAACAGGCAGAGAGACAUAGAAUUGCUGAAACACUAGAUGUUGAGAUCAAGCGUUGGGCUGCAGGAAAAGAGGGGAAUUUACGUGCUCUGUUAUCAACAUUGCAAUAUGUGCUAUGGCCUGAAUGCGGUUGGCAGCCUGUUUCAUUGACCGAUUUGAUAACUGCUGCUUCUGUUAAAAAAGUUUAUCGGAAGGCAACUUUAUGCAUCCAUCCUGAUAAAGUGCAGCAAAAAGGCGCCAAUCUUCAACAAAAAUAUGUUGCUGAGAAGGUGUUUGACUUGUUGAAGGAAGCGUGGAACAAAUUCAAUUCUGAGGAGUUAUUUUGAAUUACUAUGGUGAAUAUUUUACACUUAGAAAAACUUGAUUUGGCAAUUACACAAUUCAUGGGGAGUGGAAAUGCGCAACUAUUCCAGCAAAUGUAUUCUUGCAUUGAUAGAAUUGCGCAUAGGAGACAUUUGUAGCUUUUGAGAUGCCUAAAGGGUGAAGCAGUCUCCUGUAAAAUGAUGUUCCUCUGGCGUAUGUUACCUGAAAGCUGGAAUUGCUUCUCUGUGUAGAGUAUCAUU
Molecule: messenger RNA, 3610 nt
Organism: Jatropha curcas
Lineage: Eukaryota; Viridiplantae; Streptophyta; Magnoliopsida; Malpighiales; Euphorbiaceae
Product: Chaperone DnaJ-domain superfamily protein
Biological process (GO): clathrin coat disassembly; clathrin-dependent endocytosis
Cellular component (GO): intracellular membrane-bounded organelle; cytoplasm; vesicle
Molecular function (GO): clathrin binding
Source: RefSeq, a predicted model, not a curated record